Molecule: messenger RNA, 10534 nt
Organism: Manis javanica (Malayan pangolin)
Lineage: Eukaryota; Metazoa; Chordata; Mammalia; Pholidota; Manidae
Source: RefSeq, a predicted model, not a curated record
ACGCCGGGUGGUGCAGGCUGGGGGGAAACCCGGGCCCCCCGCCCUCUCUGGGUGCCGAAGGGAACGGAGGCUGCGCUGCAGGCUGCGGAUCGACCCGGGGAGAGGCCUCGUCGCGAGGGGAAACGGCUUCUCCGAGUCGCGACUGCGACUGGGGGGAUAUACCCCUCUUCAAUCUCGAUACAGCAAGCACCCCCCCACACACACACACAGUUUCUCACCUUGGGGAGAGCGACGCCCCUUGUCGUGGUGAAUCGUUUGAUGUAAAAGACUUGACUCCAUAACCUACAUCUGCCCUAAUGCUGUCAUCCGGAGUAGAGACUCAGCCAGUCCCACCUGAUUCCUCCAUGUCUGCCGUGGCACAGGAAUUAUAUUCUGAACUCCCUGUAAGUGUCUCCAAAGAGCUUCACGCUGACUCUGAGCCAAGUGUGAUCCCAGAUAUAAAAGCUGGAGCCUCAAGCGCUCUUGUAAGUCAGGGUAGGGCAGUGCCCUCGGAGCUGCAGAGGACUCCUGUGGAAUGUUGUGAAGAAACCUCGGAGACUGUGGACCGUGGGGGUGAGCCUGGGAGGUGUGGGCUGGUGGACUCCACAGCAGGAGGGUCUGAGGCUUCUGAGAUCUCGGAUAGGGAAGAGAAGACCAGGAGCAUGGAGCUAAAGGUCCUCAGAGAUAAAGGGGACCAGGCGGAAAUUGUAAGAGUGCCCUGUGAGGGAACCAAGGAAGACCCAUGUCAGACUCAUUCCACAGCCGCCGGAGAGGAGGUCAGCCAGAGUCAGGAGGCCCUCCUGAUGCAGUCGGCCCAAGACCUUUCAUGCACGGACCUCCCUGAAGACUGUCUGAGGAGCCACGAAGGGAAUGUACAAAUUACAACUGGAACUCUGUUAAAAUCUACUGAAGAGGUACAAGGUAUGAAGGUCAAUGGGACUAAGGCCGAUAAUAAUGAAGGACACAAGAAUGGCAAUGUGAGUAAAUGUCUCUCAGCUGGGUGCAGCGAAUACCCAGAAGUAGACAAAAUCAUAACCAGUGGUGAGGUUUCAGAAAGCAGCACAUUAGUUUCCCUAGAGCCUUUAACCUUUGUGGACCCUGGAUUAACAGAAGCAACUCCUACAGAAAAAGAAUGUGAAGAAUUAAAAACUUGUCCUUCUUGGUUGUCAUUCUUACCAGGGAACAGUGCCAUUUCCAAAGUGGACAGUGGGAAGGAGGAGUUGUGUAAAUUAAACCUUGUCUGUGGUGCAGAUGACAAUCACCAACAGAUUCUUGGCCACCAUCAUGAAAAACACAGUUCCACACCUGGCAGUUCCAAAGCCAUGGGAAGUGUGGUGGUUUUAGAACCUUUAGAAGAAAAUACUGAAGUUUCAUUUUUCACAUCAAGUUUAUCUGCUCCAGAAUCCAGAACAGCGUCCUUAGAAAAAUGUGGUUUUGAUGGCGAUAACUUGCUGAAGAGACCUGCUAAAAAGACAGGUAGUCCCCAUCUUGAUGGGGAUGAUCAAAGCAAGAACUUGGCUUCUAGAGAAGAAAAUGAACAACAGUUUUUGAACCCCAGGACUGAAGGAGGGGGACUCUUUCUUGGUAAUGCCAGGCUACCAGAAGAGGAUGCUAGUCGUCAUUGUUCUGGUGAAGAGGAGACUGUUGCCUCCCCAAAAGAAAAUACCCAAGAUCACUGUUGCGGUCAAGGCAGUAGCCAGACAGGCAGCUCUGAUUCUGUAGCGCUUGAUGCAUUUACUGAAGACACAGAAAUAAUGUUUAAAAAAAAUGAUUUGAAAAUCACUUUAGACGUUCAAAGUAGCUUAACAAACUAUGAGGACCAUAAAGAAACUUUUGCUAAUAUGAACCAUCCAAACAGACACUCUGAAGAGAGCAAUUUUUCCUCCUUAAUGCAGGUGGAGGAGCCAGAACAGACAACCACUGUAGAGCCCAAUAUGUUCAGUGAGAAGAUUUGUAGUAAAGACUCCUUAGUCAGCAUCCAGAGAAAUCUGGAAAGUGACUCUCAGCUAAAUGAAUCAUCACAUAAUGAAUUUCUUAUUGAAAGAAAAUCCCUUGCAGGUUUAACACCAGAGGACCAGUUAAGUCCUAUAAAUGAGGUAUCAAAACCCAAGAAAGAAAAUACUCAGUUACCACCCUCCCUAGAACUUGAUCACAGACCUGAGUCAGAAAAAGCUGUACAGACCUCACAGGAUGGUAGUCCGCACUUAGAUGAACAGAGCAUUGCCUGUGAGAUGACCGAACUCCCUUGGACUGAUCAACCAGUUGUAAGCAAAGUAGAAAGUGAAUGUGUUUUAAAUCAAGUGUCCCUUAAUUCUCGAGACUGCUCGAAGUUGCCAACUGACAAAGAAAUGCCUUUAGCAACAAGCAAGGAUUCUCAUAAGACCCAUCACCCUCCGCUAGAGGAUGGAGCAGAUAUCAUUGCUGGCACCCGAACCAUUCCCAGGGAGACAAAAAGGAAAGACAUCUGUCUAUCAGGUGAUAAAGCCUGUGGUGCCUCUUCAAACAAUUCUACCUUAAACAUCAAAUCAGGAAGCCUAGAAAGAAAAAACGAAGUGGCAGAUUCAGGAACAGAAGAUCUACAUUCCAGACCUGUCUCCAGUAGGAAAGCAGCAGCAGGCUUGUCUCAGGAGAUCUCUGCUAUGGAAUGUCCAAGUGUUCAAUCUCAGGGUCUCUCUGGCUGUCCCUGUGCAAAAGAAAACAUGCCAGGAACAAGCAUGUGUUCUCUCUGUGCUGCUGCUGGGUCCAGCACAGUCAUCCUGGAAGCUGAAAACUCUUUGAUAACCAAGUGUGUGAAUGCAUUUCAGCAGGACGAUCACCAUUCUCUAGGAAGAGGAGACCCCGUAGAAAGUAGCUCUGAUAAAGUGAGCUGUACAUUGGAGGAAUGUGAACUUAAUGGGAGAGAAACUGAAGGCAGCCCUGCAGGAGGUAAGGUCAGAAACAAAACAACAGCAAGUAUGUUAAGUAGGGAGGCUUCAAACAAAAACAUUCCCACCACCAGUCACGUCCAACCCAGUGAGGAAGGGUCACAAAGAAAGGAACGGGAUAUGCCCAGAGAGUCUGUGUUUUGUGAGGCUGACGUCUCUAACUGUACCGCACAAGAACCAAACCUAUCUGCAAACAUUCCAACUGAAAAAUCGCCGAACCAGUCUCCUACUAGUAUGUUCUCCAGUUUUAAAAACAUGAACCAAGCAGUUGAAACUCUUGGUCAGAAGGCAGAUAAAGUCCUUGACUGUCAGAGCUACCAAAACAGACCAGAUGAACACAGAAGGGAAGAGAAAGCAGCUAAGGAAACAGUGGGUGGUGAUCAGAGAGAGACUGUCACAGAGCCUCACAGAGAGCUGAGCCACAACCCAAAGGAUCUGUUCAUCAGUUCAGGCAAUAACUCACCGCCUGGCGAUAGUUCAAAGAAAGGCAAUUUGAAAAGAGCCUUUGAAAGUAUUUCUGGUUGUGAGGCGUCCCCAGAUGGCAGGCUAGACCUCAUGUGCGCAGACUGCAGUAAUAGACCUAAGGAUGGUGUGCCGGAUGUAAGAGCAUCUGGCACACUUGAUCAUGGUGCCGAGCGAGGUAGGCUGGCAUCACAGGCAACCGCGGUGAGCACCACCCCGACUCAGAACAGAGAACCGAACGCUGCCUUUGUAGGGAUGAUCGACCAGGAUUCAGAUUUCCCAGAUGCUGCUGCUUCUACAGCGGAAUCUCUUGAAAUAAAAAAAUCACGUGAGGAGAAAGUACGCAGAUCCUUAAAAGACUGUGAAAUGGAAGUGUGUCCAGACUCCAGUACCCAUGAGAUAGAGUCUGUUGCAGUUCAUGAGCCAAAUGCAAAAAUAUUGGAUGGAAUAAAUGUGUCUUUAAAUCGUAUUCAUCAUGCACAGCGCAUUAAAGAAGCGGCUCCUAGAGAAAUGCAGGGAAUGAUUGAAGGGCUGAGACAAGAAAUAAAUUCUGAGUUUGACGGGGAAAAUACCUUUGGAAUUUGCUCGAAAGAGUUGAUGUCUUCUAGAUGCCAAGUUGACAGCUCUGUUCCCUUAGGGAGCCUGAAAUCCGUUGAGAUAAUGCCUUUGAGUCCAUCUCCUAAAAAAAAUUCAGGAACUAAUAUGAAUAGUGAAGAGCCUCACCUGAAAAAUUUUCUUGGACCAAAAGAUGGUGAGAUGCUUUGUGAACAUGUAAAGGACUGCACAAUACUGCCUCAGGCGAAGGAAGGAGCACCAGGGGGUAUGAGUGACCCUAGUGAAGGAAGCAGCCGAGACACCAGGGUGAACAAUCUGCCUCUGACAAUGGAAGCCAAAACUAAAGCAGGAGAAGAAACCAGGGAACACCAGAGGGGACCGCUGGGCCACUUAACUGUUGGGGAGGAGUCUGAGAUGGUUCCUGGAGAGGAUGGUCAUGCUGAUAAUGUGAGUGAGAUUUCCCAGCCCCACUCUACGUCCCAGAGGAGGCUUGGUGAUGCCGAAGGACACCAGAGCCAGAGGGUUGAGGACUACGUGUUGGAGAAGGAAAAGGAAUAUACACAUCAGAAAGAGGCACAUGUAAUAUUGGAACGAUGCCCAUCAUCUAUCAGGUUACCAGAUGAGGUGCAAGAUAAGAACCAACCGAAGGAUUACAGAGAUCUGUCCGCCAUGAUGAAAGACAUCCCCCUAGCAAAGAUGGCCAGGCGUGACAUUGCUGCACAGUUUCAGAAAUGGAGAGAUCCAAAAGAGGAAAGCUCGUGUCAUCCCUUAAAAAGGGACCUUGAGUUGCACAUAGGUCCUUGGCCUAGUGGUGUUCCCCAGACAGCACAAGGCCCCAGCUCUGCUGAGGGUGACAAACUUCACGGUGCCUUUGGGAACACUUCACACCAGAGAGGAGUACUUCCCUUAAAAAAGCAGCCCCGUAGAACAUGCAAGAAAGUUUCCUGUCAGGAGCAAGUCAAUAUGGGGAGAAAAAUGAGUAAAAUCAGAAGUUCUGCCUUUUUAAAGAGUUCCUCUGAAGCCAUCCCUACAAAAGCACACCGAUUUCUCAGCUCGCGUGCUGUGUCUGCACCUACAUGCCUGGAACCUGAAACAGUAACUGCCAAGAGCUUAGUGAGCCCCAUACCAAAGCAGGAGGCAACUCUGUGCCAUCCCUGGAGCAGCCUGAAUGUUAGGAAGCCUACCAAAGACUCAGCCUUACUGAACAAGCUGUCCGUCCUUGCCUCCAAACUGGCCCCAGCCUCAAAGACCCAGAAACCAAGAUACCGGCAGCGUUCCUCCGCACUUCUUCCAGUGGCUAAAAGCUACAAGCUGCUCAGAUAUAAAAGGCUCCUGGACGGGUUUUCAUACAAUACACUGCAGCUGAAUCCACACUUGGCAGCUAGCAGAUGGGAUACGAGGCCUAACAGUAAGCCCUUGACACUUUAUUCACUCGAAGCCAUCAAAACGCGCUUCCUAGAUUUGAGUAACAACAUGCCGUCACUGCUGUUUGAUUCCAAAAUCUUUCCGGUGUCCUUUGACAUGAAGUCGGCCUCCGAGUGCAUGUCCGAGUACCCCAGAACUUUUCCUGAGCACUGUGCUCCAGCAAGGCUAGCCUUAGGAGAGCCCCCCCGGUGCCUGUCUCAACCUCCCAAGUGGACCUUCUCUUUCUUCUUAUCCCACGGUUGCCCGGGGAUGGCCACAUUCAGGGAAGACAGUGGCCUCCAUGGUCAGGCACAUGCCCAGGCUCCCCCACAGCCUCCAGUUCCUCUCCGAGACUUUGGAGGCUCCGCCAUGGUCCAGACCAGAGCAGGGUGCUCUGUCCUUGGCCUUCACACGCUCCUAGCACUUUGUUCCCCUGGAUGUUACCGAAUCUGGACAAAAAAACGGAGUUUCUCCAGCCACAUGCCUACCAUGCAGAGGCUCUUCAUGACCCAGUUUACACAGGGCUUGAAAGGGUUAAGGUCUCCAGCCUCCACAGCAGACAAGGUCUUCUGUUCUCUGCCCUACUCGGUGGGCCGAGUGCUGUCCAUUUGGAGCCAGCAUGGGCCUUCUGCCUGCCCCUUCGACAUCUCUGCUCUUCAUUCCACCCACAGCAAGCGGCAGCCAACUCUGGGCUCCACGAGCAGCCGCCCCGCGUUACCGUAUGUGCCUCUUCCAGGCUUGGAAGCUACGUACAACACCAGCGGCAGUCAGAUGAGGCUAGAGCCUCCAUUCCCUGCCUUGGUACCAAAGUCUUGCUUGGUAACAGACUCAGCUGUCAGCAAGCUCCUGCUUUCAGCCUCUGAGUUCCAGGCUCCUGGAUUUGAUGAGCUGGAUGGUGUGACCGCAGUGUGCCCCCAUCCACAGAGCAGCCCUCCAGAACAGAAAGAGGCUGAGCCCAAGAAGAGGCCAAAGAAAGUCUCACAGAUUCGCAUCCGGAAAACCAUUCCUAAGCCAGAUCCUAAUCUUACCCCCAUGGGCCUUCCUCGACCCAAAAGGUUAAAGAAAAAGGAAUUUAGUUUAGAAGAAAUAUAUACCAAUAAGAAUUAUAAGUCUCCUCCUGCAAACAGAUGUCUGGAAACCAUUUUCGAGGAACCCAAGGAGCGAAAUGGCGCGCUCAUCUCUAUCAGUCACCAGAAGAGGAAGCGAGUUCUAGAAUUCCAGGAUUUCACGGCCCCACGAAAGAGGAGAGCUCGUGGUAAGGUCAAGGUGGCAGGCAGCUUUACCAGGGCCCGGAAGGCGGCCCUGCAGAGUCGAGAGCUGGAUGCUCUUUUGAUACAGAAACUAAUGGAACUGGAGACCUUCUUCGCCGAGCAGGAGGAGCAGGGGUGAUCGUCCGGUCGCGGAGAAGCAGCUUGGUUUGGGCGUCCCGAGCCUAGAUUUUCCCGGCCUCCUUGGAGGAGGCCACCUAAUUUUCCCUACCGCCCAAACCACUCGAAAUGCAGUCCAUGGAUUUUUACCUAUUUCAAGGUGCAGCCUUUUUAGAAACUGGUGAAGGAGGGUCCGCUACUUCUACUGCUGAGUAUAGAACCUCAGGAAUGCCCCCUUUCUCCCAGAAAUGGUCCUGAAUGACGUCUGGCCUCCUCCCACUCUCUGCCAUCCACAGGGGGAGGACACAGCUUCCUUCGGUAACACUAGGAUCCCAAGGACUCACAGCAUUUGCACGUCCAUGUGAAAGUUCCAUGUUGUUUACGGUGGUGCUAGACCAAGAUUAGAGAUGUGGCCUCGGGAAGGGGGGCCCGGCGCCCCAUCCUGCACGGUCUCACUGGCUCGUUUCAGUAGUUGGGGAAAGAUGAGCUGUCAUGUUUUCUAAUCCUUUGAGUCCAUCUGCCUAGAACUGGGUGUGUGUGUGUGUCUGUGUGUGUGCGUGCACGCAGGCGUGUGUGUGUGUGUGUCUGUGUGUGUGGCUUUUUCCCUUCAUUUUCUCUGCACUGUGACAGUGGGUCUCUGGUGCCAGAGGAGCCCACCCAGGCCCCAUUCAAAGUAAGUUGCACUUUUUAAUAUUGUGAUGUUAAUUUCAUUUAUUUCAUUUCCUUUUUUUUUUUUUUUUGUAUUAUUGCUGCAUGUUUGGAGCCUUUAAAUGUGAUUUUAAAACUUUUGUUUUAAGACAUCAAGGAGAAGGACAAUAGAUGUCUGUAGAAUGUAUGAUAGGCAUUUGACCCAGUUUAUCAGCGCGUGGCGUGGGAUAACAGAGAGACUUUUUCCCACUCACACGUGUUUCAAGCAGCCCCUUCCCCAUCUCCAGUGUCUAGUGUAACUCAUCAGAGGAGGCAAUUUUUCAUCCAGGUUCUCAUUCUUGCCCACUAAGUAGAUGUGUUUAUUUUAAUGAUGGAAGUAAGAACAGGUUUCUCUCCCAAUCAUUCAAAAAACAUGAAGGUUGGGUGUAUCCGUAAUGGGUUUUAUCCGAAGUGGUGGCAUGUAGCAUAGUUGGGUACAGCAGCUCAGUGGUUGUAAAAGCUAACCCAGAGCGUUUGCAGCAAUCAGAGCAACCUGCUCCCCAGACUGGGGAAGAGAGAGGGAGUACGGGGAGGGGAGCAGAGAGGAGACCAGCUGUGGUUCAGACUCAAGAUAAGUUCUUACAGUGGGAUCACGGGAUUCCAUGGCUAGCCCUCUCUGGGGGCACCUCAUUGUACUCUGGACUCCUGUGUCAGACCUCCUGGAAAUCUUGUCGAGUGCCAGAGUCAGCUGAGUCUCUUCUUUUGUGCCUGUAGGAGUCUGUGGGUGGAAGGGUGCUGGGUGGUCAGCAGGCCCAGAGGUUUCAUUCCUUUCCCACUUAAUUCUCAUGUGCCCUCGCCUGCUUCCCCUUCUCUCCUUCCCUUGUGCUUCAUCCUUUUUUCCUCUCUCUCUCUCAAAACAAGCAUUCAGAGAAUUAACAUUCCUUGGCUGGUGAGUGGAUGCUAAAGCCAGCCUCAGGACACUGGUCACCUCUUCCCAUCCUCAUAGGAGCCACUGCUAGGAAGCAGCUGCUGAUGGGAACUGUCAAAACUCCAGAGACAUUUUCAAAGUCAGUCCGUUAGAGAAGAGUUGACAGUCUAUGCCACACUGGAGCAGAAAAACCGACAACGAGCAAGAAAAAAAAGUGCCACAUCUGUCUUCUAGGCCCACUGCCUCAGACAUAGCAUUUAGGAGCUCCUGCUGGACAGCUUGCAAACUCCCAGUGAGUCAACAGAGCCCCGUUUGUCAGCUCCAUUGCCAGUGUAGACGAGUCAGCGAUGUGGCAGCCGGGUCAUCUAGCAGACUGAAGUUGAGGUGGGCACAGCUGUGAUGUCACCAACAGUACAGAGAUGCAAUUUCAAGUUUGCCUGUGCAGGCCUGGCACUCACAGAGCCAGGCACAGUGAUGGGGCGGGAACACUGGCGUCUGGGAAGGGCGGAUUGAAGGAAAUGGAGGCCUGGGCUCUUCCUUAUCCUGGGAAGUAGGAGGGACUGCCCGAGGCCAGCCCUGCCUGUCCUUGAACUCCUUGCCCUGCCCUCCAGCACGGGUCCUUCCCCCAGGCAAGCUUGAGAUUGCUCACCUGAAGUGGAUGCAUCCGCUUCUAGCCGCUCGGCACGCCUCUGUUAACAUGCGUUUUCGCCAUUGGCCAGCCAGCUGCAGCGCUGUCUGUGGUCCUCGGAGCCUGUGGUGCCCGCCCACGAUGGGAGACGUUAGUUGCUGCUGGCACGCCACCUGCCCAGAUCUACAGGAGGUCUGCUUCUGGGGUGGCGUUGGUACAACUUCCGAGUAUGGGGACUUCCUGCCCCAAGUGGUGGGGAGUUAUAGUUAUUACGACUUAACGCAACUAUAACUCAACUCCAGAGGUUUAGUGUUUUAACAUGGGAAAGAGAGGAGAAAUCUCAGGUCCAGUUAGAGUUCUGCCCAUCAGCUUUUCACUGAAACUUUCAGCUGUGUUUUUUUAUCUUUUAGUUUAUAGCUGUAUUUGACCCCACCCACACCCACCCCGUCUGCCUGCCCCUCUUUGAUAUUCUUUCCAACUUCAUUUCUCCAUGAGUUUAAAUGUACCUCAUCACCUGUUAAAACAGAUCAUGUCCACUUCUCACUGCCCUUACUCUAAGAGCUGCAGCUGAGGGAGGUACAGUGAAAGACAUGUAGCGUUUGCCUUACUCAGAGCCUGAAGAGCUCGGAAACCCACGCUGUGAAUCCCAAAACUUAGCAUUCCUCGAAGAGCUAUGAAAAUCCUGACACUUUGUCACAGUAUUGCCUGAAAGGGUCUUUUGUGCGGGUGCCAGAGCCAACUUGAGGUGAACUGCAGGUCCUCCCCUCUGGGCACGAUCCUCCCCUCACGGCUCAUCCCCUGCCCACAAGGCCCAGAGCUGCACAGGGAGCGCAGGUCGGAGGCAGCAGACCCAGGGCUUUGGUGCAGCCUGAUGCCGCACAGGGCCUGCGCCCCGCCUCCAGGCUGGGAUUCCAUCUCACAAUCAGUACCAUGUGCAUUCAGAUCCAUGAAAAACCAACUUCUAGGCGGUGGUGUUUUUCUCCCAAAACCCCGGGGAGGAAGUAUGCAGUUGGUGCUUUCUUUGAUUCCCUGUUCUGUUUUGUUUCCAUAAGCUUUUCCCCUAGUAUCAAGAAAAGGACUUCUUACCCACGCAUUGUGGGUGGCUGUAUCCAAAGUCUAAGUAAUUGGCCAGAGGUGCGGACUCCCCUCUUCUGGAUCCCUCGAGGGAAGGGCUCCCUACCACAGCUGAACUUCUCACGUAAAAAGCUGGCUGGGGAGGAAGGUUUCAUUUUACUGAAAUCAAAGUUAAUAUUAUCAUCCAGCCACAAACUGAGCGGCAAAGGCUGUUUUGAUUAUAAAGGGAGGGUCCCCGUGUCACCUGCCGUCCAGCACAGCGUCCUCUCAGAUUCAAUGCUGGUUCAUUGUGUGUCUUCACAAGCCCCUCUCUGGUGCUGAAGUGGAUUUGAAUUCUUGGCGAGAGGCCUCAGCAUCUCAGCAUCUCUUUGGGCUGGUCUGGGCCAGUAAAUAGCUGCCUGAAGUGUUUAUAUAUUAUCCUGGUCAAUAGUUCGGUGAAAUUUGUACAUUUUUGGUAACAUUGGCAUACACGAUGCCCCUGCAGCUCCUUUUCUGUUUGGUAGUUUGUGACUCUACAAUGCCCACUGUUAUGUGUGUUAAUUUAUGAAAAUGAAAAUAAAAUCUUUUUUUUGGAAAACCUUUCAAA